AUGUCCAUGUCUCUGGACGGCCAGACGCUCAAGAGGAGUGCCUGGCACACCAUGACCGUCAGCCAGGCCCGCGAAGCCUACCCCAGCGCCGGCGGCACCGAGAAGACCUUGAUGCUUCAGGAGGCAAAGGCCAAAGACCGAGCGUACCAGUACCUGCAGAUGGAGAGGGAGGCGGAGGACUACGACCUGCCGGAGGAGAUCCUGGAGAAGAUCCGGAGCGCCGUGGGCAGCGCCCAGCUCCUCAUGUCCCAGAAGGUGCAGCAGUUUUACCGCCUCUGCCAGCAGAACAUGGAUCCCAACGCGUUCCCUGUGCCCACCUUCCAAGACCUGGCCGGCUUCUGGGACCUCCUGCAGCUCUCCAUUGAGGACGUCAGCAUGAAGUUCGCCGAGCUCCAGCAGCUCAAGGCCAACGGGUGGAAGAUUGUGGAGCCCAAG
Molecule: messenger RNA, 435 nt
Organism: Opisthocomus hoazin
Lineage: Eukaryota; Metazoa; Chordata; Aves; Opisthocomiformes; Opisthocomidae
Source: RefSeq, a predicted model, not a curated record